Tyto alba (common barn owl) is the source of this 1903-nucleotide messenger RNA. RefSeq names its product potassium channel tetramerization domain containing 14 (gene KCTD14). The transcript is spliced from 2 exons. NCBI's taxonomy places the organism in Eukaryota, Metazoa, Chordata, Aves, Strigiformes, Tytonidae. Gene Ontology annotation, biological process: protein homooligomerization. Gene Ontology annotation, molecular function: protein binding. The coding region runs from base 197 to 937 and encodes 246 amino acids. The record is from RefSeq and is a predicted model, not a curated record.
CCUGUACCAGGGCUGUGCCUGGAGCAAACUGGAGCAGUGGCUGGGCUGGAAGCUUGGAAAAAACCUGACCCAACGAAGAAAAACCAAGUGAAAGAGGACUGGAGCACGGCAGGGAGCCAUCCUGCGUGUCAGGCGGGACCCCAGCACUGAGCAGCAGGUUUUCCCACACAGCUGAGCCAUCAGCUCCCCGGGGGAGAUGAGCAUUUCGUCAGAGCACAAGCCCCUUGCGAAGCAGGUGACCAGCAGCCUGCAUACAGUGAGUAAGUUGUCACCAAUCGUGGAGUUAAAUGUUGGCGGGGAGAUGUACACGACAAUGCUGAGCACCUUAAAGAAACACCCUGGCUCCAAGCUGGCAGAGAUGUUCACCGGCCAGCCCAAACUCAGGACUGACUCCGAAGGGAGGUUCUUCAUCGACAGGCCAGGCACCUAUUUCAAAUACAUCUUAGAGUACCUGCGCAGUAACCAAGUGCCCACCCAGUGCAUCCAGGACGUCUACAAGGAGGCGUUGUUCUACGACAUCGAACCUCUAAUCAAGCAGCUAGAGGACUCCCCGCAGAUCUUCGGGGAGCUGGUGGCGAGGAAGCAAUUUCUGGCUCGUGUGCCCAACUACAGUGAGAACGUCGAACUGAUGAUCCGCAUCGCGAGGGCGGAAGCGGUCGCAACCCGCCAGUCCAGCGUCAUCGUGUGUGUGGUCAGAACUGAGGAGGACGCGGCCAGAUGUCAGGACGCCUUGAGCAGCUUGGACAUGGAUAAAAAAUCCGUGGUGAAGUUUGGUCCCUGGAAGGCAGCACCAAGUAUUUCUGAUCUGUUGGACUGCAUUCAAAUGGAUGUAGAAGCCAAAGGGUAUAAAAUAUCCUUUCAGCCCCACGUUGCUGAAAAAGGUUUUCGCUUCAAAUCGCAUGACUUCUUCUACAAGUUCCUGUUCACCUGGUGGUAGUAAAGUGCUGCCAUCGAUGGAGAAUGGAAGACAGCUAUUAUUAAAACAAAUUAACUUGGGCUGUGGAGACUAAGCCAUGGACUACUUGAGGGACAGGAUGAAAUGCAUGGGCCAACUAAAGGAUCUCCUUUCAUCGUCGGACAAAUUGAAGAGCACUUAUAAGCCACUGUUUACCUGGGCUUUAGGGGAUAACUGUACAAUUUAAAAGGUAUCAGGAAAAGGAGGAAUUUUACUCUUUGUGCUGCUGACAAUUAAAUAAGUUCAGAGAGCCAGAUCUAAGGGUCAAGCCAACCUCACUCGACCUAAGAGAAAUGAAUAAUCCCAAAUACAUCUCAUGGACAUGCAGAGUUGGUCUCUCAGUGAAACAGGAACAGGUCACACACAUGCAAUUCCCGAUGUAAACACUGAUAGCUGCAUUAACACAUGCUCAAAUUAAAUUUGGAUCCCUAACAAGAAGACAAAAGCGCUUUUUCUCACUGUUUUCCAUACCAGAAUUUAUGUUAAAAGAAUUUUUUAACCUCCGUGCUCUUCUUGUUCCUCCAGUAGACAGCCUACUCUCUAGACAAUGUAUUUAUUACUGUUAUUUAUUAUUUAUUCUGAAGGAAAGACAGAGAGCCUCAGCUAUGGUCCAGGAUCGACAAAAGGUAAAAAUACCAUUACUGAUCUGAGGAGCUUAUAAUGUAAGGACAUGCACUCCUCUCUCAGGCCACACUAUUUUAAUAUUUUCCUUAUGACAUUCAUUAUUAUUAUGAUACUAUUUCUAAAUACAUAAGCUUCUGGAAGAAUAGGGAAAACCCACCAUAAUUUGAUGGGUGGGUCUGUCAUUGAAGUGACAGUCUGGGACCUCAGUGCAAAUUCUCCUUUACAGACCACAAGUUGGGUCCUACAUUGUGUUUUAAAAAUAAUAGUAUUCUAAAGCUUAUUUUUAUACCGGACAUGGCUGUCAGCUUGGUUUUAAUCACUCUG